AUGGCCGCGGUCGCCAUCCCUGGCGGGGCGGCCGCGUUGCCGGCCUGGGCAGCGGCGGCGUGCGCGGCCUGCCCGGAGCUGGCGGUCUGCGCCGCCUGCCCAGCCUGCGAGCCGCCGCCGUUCGCGGCGUGCCCGGCGUGCGAGCCGCCGCCGUGCGCGGCCUGCCCGGCCUGCGAGGCUCGGGCGUGCCCUGAGCCGACGGCCGGGGAGAAGGCUGUGGAGAGGCUAGUGGGGGCGUUGCUGGGCGGCCUGGUGCACUGGCUGGCGCUCCCAGGCGAGCGCGUGGUCUGCCGCCUCGCCGACGAGGACGUUGACCACGAGCUGGUGCUGACGCACUACCCGGGGAGCGGACAGUGGUUUGUCCUGACCCCGGGCGUGGACAUCUACGCUGAGGACCUGAGCUGCAGCGACCCAGAGAGCAGGCCCUCGCGGGCCCUCCCCUUGGCGCUGCGUGCUCGCAGGAUGAGGAGGCUGUACCGCUUGCGGGAGCGACUGGGGCCCGACGAGCUGGGCGACGCGCGGCAGCGCGGUCGUGAGACGGCGCUCGAGCGGGACGCCACCCUGCCCGAGCCGAGGGAGGCCUCGGCCGCUGACGGCCAACAGGUCAUCUGGCAGGAGGCCGCAGGCAGGCUGUCGGCCGGGAGGCGUGCCCGCUCGCUGCGCCUUGGCUCGGCCAUGGGCCAGAUGGGCGGGCGACGGCUGGAGGCCCCAAGGGCAGGACAGGCCUGGAUCGCCCUCAGCGGUGGGCCGGGCAUCGCGAUCGGGACGGAGGUGGACGUGGCGAACACAGACGGCGUGAGCUUCGAGGACGGGGUCGUGCCGUUCGGCGUUUUGAAUAACGCUCGUACUCUCUGGGUCGACUACGACGAGCAGGGAGAGUGGUUCAGGCGAUGGACAGUCGUCGUGGGCGAGUCGUGUCAGGUGUGCCACCCCGACGUGAAGGUGGACGGGCCGCCCGGGGCUCUCCACAUGAGCAAGCACGUGGAGAGGCGUGGGGGCGACCCUCGGCUCUGGCUCGACGUCGUCGUCCGCGCGAAAAGGCUCGGCCAGGGAGAUUGCGAGACCAUCGUGGAGGCCCUGUGUCAAUGCGGGGUCUACGACCAGCUGGACAUGGGCGGCCUGAUGAUGGUGGAGGUGAUGACGCGCCGCGUGGUGGCGGUGGUGGAUGCCUACGCGGGCCCGUUCAAGCCGAGCGGGACGAUUGCGCGUUUCGUCGAGGGCGCGAGCUCGGAGGAGGACGUCUCGGGGCCCAAGCUCAGGGGCUACGUCCACCGGCGGGUGAAGGGGCGGCACGAGAUGGAGCAGGUGCAGAACUGGGCGCGUUUCCUGCCGCUCCCGCUGUUGGGUGACGCAGGCCGCCGAAUUCGCAGCAGGUCUUGCCGGGCCAGGCAUUUCGGGCGGGGGGCUCGGAUCUUGAGCGAGGUUAACGGGAUCGUCGACGCCAUCAACUGGAUGUCGGGUUACGAUUCGCAGCCAGGCCCUGCCAAUGGCAUGCAGCGAGAUGUACUUGCGCGCUUCGAGGGCCUCGUUCGGGGCCGGCAGCCGGACGCCAAGUUGCACGAGCCGCAGGCGGCCCUCCGGGAGCUGCUGCGGGGCCGCUCGCCCUAUGACGGGCGCAUCGGCCCGACGACGGUCGCCUCCUACAGUGCAGGGCUUGUCAGCAUGCCGACGGACGUGAGGGACUGCCCACGUCUCGAGGACCUGUUGCCUGGCGAGGCCCUUGCCUUCCUGCAGGAGCGCCAAGAGCGCAUGCUACGACCAGCACCUUUGCCGACCGACAUCGAGCCGUAUUUCGACUCGGUCCUCAAGUUCAACCGCAAAGAGUACCGCGGCCUGGUGCGCCGGCUGCUGUCGGCUGGCAUGCUGGGGAUCGAAGUGCACCUGCCUGAGGAGGGGCUCUCGAACUACGAAGACCUCCGCGUCGCGCUGGAGGCGCAGCAGGUGUACAUCGGCAUGGCGGACAUGAAGGAUUGUUUUCACCGAGUGCGGAUCGACGCAGCUCUCUCGCGAAGCUUCUGCCUGCCUCCUGUCAAGGCGGGGGCCUUCGGCGUUUCCGAGGUCGAGGGGGCCGAGGUGCAGGCGUCGACGGCGAUCUACCCGUGCUGGCAGGGGCUGCCCAUGGGCUUCAGCUGGUCGCUCUACUUUGCCCUGCGGGCCAACGAGGAGGUCAGCCGCCGCGGCAGCCCGCUCCUGAGGGAGCCUGGUCUCUCGGACCACGGGCCGCCGCUCGUGUUCGCGCCUGGCCGGGCGCCCCCGGAGAUCAGGCACUGCGUCUACGUCGACGACCUGGGGGUGUUCUCGCUCUUCUCCCAGCUCGUGAGCGGCGUGGUGGACCAGCUGACCGGCGAGUUCACCGAGCUGAACCUGCUGCUGCGCAAGGACGAGCUGGUGUCGGGGAUGGCGGUGGCGCUCGGUGCCGAGAUCAACGGCGGGCGGCUGCGCGCCCGGGUGACCGGUGAUCGGUUCUGGCGCUGCCGCCAAGCCGUGCGGGGCCUUCCUGCCCGCCGCCGAGUCAAGGGCUGGGCAGUGGAAGCCGUGAUGGGCCAUCUGACCUUCUGCGGCCUCUGCUCGCGCGGCACCCUGUCGGCUUUCGAUUCAGUGCACGGCUUCGCGCGGGCGCGCUACGACGACGCGGCCGUGCUAUGGGCCGAGGCGCGGCGAGGGCUGGCCGCCUUCAGCUCCCUGAUGUACUUUUUAGAGUCAGACUGGUGGCUGCCUUGGAACCCGAUGGCGCAGCAGUCGGAUGCCAGCCACCACGGCUACGGACUGGCGAGGGCCUUCUGGCCGCGGGAGCUGGUGGAGUCGGCCGCGCUCUGUGCCGCCGGCUUCGGUAUGAGCGAGAGUGGAAAGUGGGGACUCAGGGGCCUGCCCGACGAUGAGGAGGAGCUGAGCCAGUGGGACGUUGUGGGGGACUUUCCAGAACACCGGGCGUGCGUGGCCGCCGCUCUCGGAGCCCUCACCGGCGCCGGCGGGCAGCCAGGGGGCGUGGCGCGGCCGGCAGCGAGUCCCUGCUCCGCCGAUAGAGCCACCGCCGUUGCUGGUGGCUCGGCGGGAGCGUCAGCUGAGCGAGUCGAGGCACUUGAGGGCGGCCGUGUUGGGCCGUCCUCAUCCACGGAGCCUGGGGACCUGGCGAGGCUGCCUGUGCCGGCGGAGCCCGCGCGGGGAGUGCCAGAGAGCGUCGGCUCCUCCGACAGCGGGAGCUCCGAGCCCGAGGUCGUGACCGGCGCCGCGCGGCGGCGCAGGCUCGCGCAGUCGCAGCCGCGCCGAGCCCGCCACUACGGUAUGCCAGCCAGCGAGGAGGGCCUCUCCCUCCUGGAGCGGGAGGCGGUGCGGGCCCCGACGCAGCGCGAGUACCAGCAGGCCUGGGACGGCUGGCGGGACUUUGCCCGUCUAAGCUGGCCCUUGGUGGUCGUCGAGAAGGUCGUGAAGGGCUGGGGCGACCCCGUGGUAGACCCGGCGCUGGUGACCUACCUGAGCGGCUUGUACCAGGCCGGGGCCCACCUCUCCUGGGCCGAGAAGUUGAUGGCGGGCGAGCUGCGCUUCAACCCGGACUUCUCAGGCUAUGGCGCCCGGCGCCUCCCCCGGGCCUGGAGAUGCCUCCGGGCCUGGCGGCGCCCGGGGCCGCCGCGGACGAGGCAGCCGUGGGCGCUGGCGAUGUGGUGCGCGAUGGCGUGGCGCAUGCAGGCUUGGGGCAGCCUCCAGAUGGCGGUGUUCACCUCGGUAGCGGGGGGCGUGUGCGGCCGCCCCAGCAGCCUCCUGCUCCUGAAGCCGACCUACCUGGUGCCGCCGGCUGUGGGCGCGUGCGAAUUCUGGACCUUGAGACUCUUCCCGAAGGAGGAGGACCGGCGGGGCAAGACGGGCCUGGGCGACGAGGCUCUGGAGUUAGACUUGCCCUGGAUUCGCUUCUUGGACCCCGUGCUGCACCGGCCGGAAAAGGAGGGGCGCCCCGAAUGCCUGUGGAACUUCAUGUACCCCGAGUACUGGCAGAGGUUCAGCCUGCGCCUGCAGGGGCUGCAGGUGAAGGCCAAGGUGGUGCCGCAUCAGAUGCGCCACUCGGGGGCCUCACUAGACAUGGCGAGGAGGUGGCGGCGGUUGGCCGACGGGCAGACGCGCGGCCAGUGGAAGACCACCCGCAGCGUCGCCCUCUUCGAGAACCAUGCCCGGCUGGCGACCACACGGGCGACGCUGAGCAGCGCCCCGCAAAGCGUGUUCCUGGUCUACGAGGCUCAGCUCGCGGACAUCAUUUUGGGUCGCGCCUCGCCGGUCGACUCGCGGGAGCUCGGCCCCGCCUGA
Messenger RNA from Prorocentrum cordatum, 4293 nucleotides. The record is from the annotation of a GenBank genome assembly. Lineage: Eukaryota; Dinophyceae; Prorocentrales; Prorocentraceae.